AUUUUUGGCAUCUUUCCUGCUUAAUGCAGAUGCGUAUGUCGCUUUCCUCAGCGAUCAAAUAGGUUCGAAAGAAUCGUUUAAAAGAACCGAUUCGUUUGUGGAUCAUCAGACAUCACUGUAGGAUGGACCUCUGAACAGACCGCAGUUAACAGGGGGUCUUUAGCAGAUCUUUGGGCUCAUGACAUCGGCAACAGACAUGGCACAAGAUGGAACGGAGGUCGUGGAAGAAACUGAACAAAUGAUAGACAAAAUGGAGCCGGAGAAUCCCAUUUCGGCCGUGGAUUCGAAAGAAAUGCGGGCUGUGGUUCUGACGGGCUUUGGUGGUCUAAACAAACUCAAAGUCACCAAGAAACCCAUGCCAGAGCCUCAGGAAGGAGAAGUCAAAAUUCGCGUGAAAACAUGCGGCCUGAACUUUCUUGAUCUAAUGGUGCGUCAAGGAAAUAUUGAUAAUCCUCCUAAAACCCCCCUUGUGCCGGGAUUUGAGUGUUCUGGGAUUGUGGAAGCAAUGGGGGAAAACACCAAAGGGUUUGAGAUAGGUGACAGAGUUAUGGCCUUUGUGAACUACAAUGCCUGGGCUGAGGUUGUGUGCACGCCAUUGGAUUUCGUGUAUAAGAUCCCAGACGACAUGACGUUCCCAGAGGCUGCUGCUUUCUCCAUGAACUUUGUGGCUGCGUACAUGAUGUUGUUUGAAGUGGCCAAUCUCAGGGAGGGAAUGUCUGUGUUAGUUCACUCAGCAGGAGGUGGGGUGGGUCAGGCUGUGGCUCAGCUGUGUUCCACCCUCCCCAACGUCACUGUGUUUGGAACCGCCUCUCCCUUCAAACAUGAAGCCAUAAAGCACUCUGUGACGCAUCUCUUUGACAGAAACAUUGACUAUGUUCCAGAAGUUAAAAAGAUAUCUCCAGAAGGAGUAGAUAUUGUAUUAGACUGUUUGUGUGGAGAGAAUACUGGAAAAGGUCUGGCUUUGCUCAAGCCAAUGGGAACCUACAUCCUGUAUGGUUCAUCAAACAUGGUGACAGGAGAGACCAGAAGUUUCUUCAGCUUUGCCAAAUCUUGGUGGCAGGUCGAGAAGGUGAACCCUAUCAAACUCUACGAGGAGAAUAAGGUCAUGGCUGGAUUCUCUUUCCUGAACCUUCUAUUCAAGCAGGGCGGAUGGAGGCAGGUUAAGACAGCUGUAGAGAAACUUCUGUCCCUCUAUGAACAGAAGAAGAUUAAACCUAUUGUAGAUUCCUUAUGGGCUCUUGAGGAGGUGAAGGAGGCCAUGCAGAGAAUCCAUGACAGAGGAAACAUAGGGAAGCUCAUUUUGGACGUGGAAAAGUCUCCCACGCCUUUGAUGGCCAAUGACAGCACAGAGACCAGUGAGGCAGGUGAGGAGGAUGAAGAACAUGAGGGAGAUACAGAUAACAAGGAGAGAAUACCCUUCAUUCAGUGAAGCUGAUGUCCCAACCAGAGACUAUCAUGAACCCUGUGCUGUUGUAAAAUGUGUGUUGCGUGAUGUCUCUCUUUUUUGUCUGUAUUUCAAAUAGGUUGAAAACACUUACUGUGGUCCGUGUUUAUUGUUCGACUGAAGUGCUAUUCUUAGUGCAGUGUUAAAACGUUCCAGUGUUUUAGACCAUAAUGUUAUUGUUAAAUAGACUUUUUCUGGAUGUUUUUGUGGCAUCUCGGAUGCUUAUUCCGGCCUGUCAGUCAGUGAAGAGAAAAGCAACAGAAUUAAAACUCACCAAGUGCCAAAUGCAAGAGAAAAUUGGCAAGCUCGUAAGUGGCCAGUAACUUUGUGAUAAUGCGAGAGCUGUUCGGCCGGUUUUGUUAAUGUGCUGUUGUUAAUGACGUGAGUAUAUUAAAUCGAAACCAAGUUUAUUCUUCAAGAAUCAAUGAGAUACAAAAUUAGUCUUUGUUUUUGUGUAAAAUAUGUUUACAUUUAUCCAUUUCUUCAUCAGAAAGUGUAUCGCCUCCACACCCAUAACCUUAGCACUAUGCUUUACCUGGUACAGUACAGAGACACUGUGUAGUUUUUUAUGAAAACAAUGCAAAAUAGGAUUCAUGACCGCUACAUUUUCUUAGUCAAUAGGCUCACAAUUAUCAAGUGUAGUUUUUAUUAAACCCUGGUUGUAAUUCUGGGUAAAUAUGGGUGUGAAAUAACGUAUGACCGUAAAUGAGAGCAUUAGUGCUAGCAUUGUGUUUUUUGACUGAAAGAUGAAAAGAAACUGGGAAAAGCUUUUUGUUGUAAUUUGAGUGAAUGCGCAGAGGAGGAUUUUUCCCCCUGUUCUCUCUAUUUUUGCGUCAUGCUUCGUGUACCUCAAGUCAUGACUCACAAUACUUAAGCCUUUAAGAUAUUUAAAUGACUCAUAAUCAGCUUGAUGUCAAAGGCCCUCAAAAUGUCUUAUCUUAAAGGUCCAGUGUGGAAUUGUGGUGAGGUUGCCAAUUGCAACCAACUGCUCACUCCACUCCUCCACAGGUUUACAAUGACAUGAAAGUUAGUAAAUAUUGAACGAUUGUUUUAGAGUCCUUCUUGAAGCACUUUGAAGUCAAGCACAUCCUUAUCCAACAACAACAACAAUGCCUUUUGUUGCAACAGUGCCUUUGUUGCAUACAGUAUUUGCAGUGAAGGGGAGAAGAUUUGUCAAUAUUUGUUUUACUUUAUUAACAUCAGACAAUAAUUUCAAGAGUAGCCAUAAUGAUUUCAAAUCCCUGUUUCAGGUCGAAAUAUACUCUAAAAAACA
Molecule: messenger RNA, 2717 nt
Organism: Triplophysa dalaica
Lineage: Eukaryota; Metazoa; Chordata; Actinopteri; Cypriniformes; Nemacheilidae
Gene: vat1l
Product: vesicle amine transport 1-like
Exons: 10
Coding region: 179-1429 (416 amino acids)
Molecular function (GO): oxidoreductase activity; zinc ion binding
Source: RefSeq, a predicted model, not a curated record